Onychostoma macrolepis is the source of this 2792-nucleotide messenger RNA. It is a transcript of the gene sdsl, whose product is annotated as serine dehydratase-like. The transcript has 8 exons. Gene Ontology annotation, molecular function: L-serine ammonia-lyase activity; threonine deaminase activity; pyridoxal phosphate binding. Gene Ontology annotation, biological process: L-serine catabolic process; L-threonine catabolic process. Lineage: Eukaryota; Metazoa; Chordata; Actinopteri; Cypriniformes; Cyprinidae. Bases 250 to 1296 code for a protein of 348 amino acids. The record is from RefSeq and is a predicted model, not a curated record.
AAAAAAAGCAAGCUAUUAGCAAGUUGUGUAGGUUCACAAAAUUGUCUUUAUGGUAUUUAAUAUAAGUUUUAGCCUGUCUUUUAUUUAUAAGUUUCUCAUUUUCAGGAUAUCACUGCACACUGAAUGAGUUUCAUGAAUGAGUAACUUGCCCUAGUUUAACCUACAUUACAUAAAUUUGCAAGCUGUCAUGUAUUAUCUAACGGUCUUGGACGUUAGUUCAUUAGUACUUGGUUACUUUAUUGUCAUUAAAUGGACUUUGAGCUUCCAGGCAAUACUCCUUUAAGAGAGUCAUAUAACACUGCAACGCAAAAGAAAAUUUUGAGAAAAAUGUCAAAGCAAAAUGGAUUUCAUGUCAUCACCCCACUUCUCGAGAGCACGGGCAUGUCUAAGCGGAUCGGGACCACCGUGUAUCUGAAGAUGGAGAGCUCACAACCCACCGGUUCCUUCAAAAUCCGUGGAAUAGGAUACAUGUGUCAAAAUGUUGCAAAUUCAAACAAGUCAAAAGGUGUCAUUUGUUCUUCAGGUGGUAAUGCUGGUAUGGCCACAGCAUAUGCAGCAAGAAAACUCAGCCUGCCAGCCACCAUUGUUUUACCCUCGUCGACUCCCCAACUGGUAGCUCAGAAACUUAAGGACCAGGGUGCUACGGUCAAAGUUGUGGGCAAGGUAUGGGAUGAUGCAAAUGCUGAGGCCCUACGUUUGGCUGAAAGUGAAGGUCUUACUGUAAUACACCCAUUCAACCAUCCUCUAGUCUGGAAAGGUCAUUCCAGUAUUGUGCAUGAACUCAAGGCCUCAUUGCCAUCCAGACCUGGAGCUAUAGUGGUGUCCGUAGGAGGUGGAGGUCUGUUUUGUGGCAUAAUGGAAGGUCUGGAUGAGGUGGGCUGGGGAGAUGUGCCUGUCCUGUGUAUGGAGACCGUGGGUGCCGACUGUCUCAAUGUUGCUCAGAAAGCCAGAAAUCUGGUUACACUGCCUGACAUUACAAGUGAAGCAACGUGUUUGGGGGCAAAAACAGCAUGCCAGCAAGCUUUUGAGUACAGCAAACGGCCCAAUGUCAUUUCAGAGGUGGUGACAGAUCUACAGGCCCUGGAGGCAGUGGAACUGUUCCUGGAUGAUGAGCGUGUGUUGGUGGAGUUGGCCUGCGGAGCGUCAUUGGCUGCAGUGUACAGCGGUGUCAUCCAGAGGCUACAGGAAGAGGGACGCCUUCCUAAACCACUCGACUCACUGGUAAUGAUCGUGUGUGGGGGUGGCAGCGUGAACCUGGCUCAACUGCAGCAUCUACAGGCAGUCAUACGGAAAUGACCACAUCUGUAGAUUCUCACAUCUGAGAUAAAUGGUCAAAGCAUCUGCUUUGAGUUGUGCUGACAUGUUGUGUUGCAUAAAUCUAAAGAUAAUAUGGAUAAUCUACUGUAUUUCAAACAGCUGAGAGCAAACUGUCUAUCAGAGAAGUCUGUUUUGAGCAAACAUCCAGAGCUAGACAAAAUCUUAAGCUUUUCUGUAACACCUUGUUUUAGUGAAACGGUGUAAUAAAAUCCUUUAUCGCCUCAGAAUCUUGUCACUUACCACCUGUAACCAGCAAGUGGUGCUAAUGUCUGUUGUUUUGAUAUUUGUGUCCUAGUGUUCACACUACAAUAAGUAAACAAUAAAGUAUGACCAAUGUUUUUUAGGACAGUAGUAACUUUCAAAUUAAAUUUUUAACUGCAAGGAAAAAUUAACUGUAAUCUGGUCAUUAUCGCAACAUAAAUCAAAUCAUAAGGACUUGAAUCAAUUGUAUAUAUCUUGCAUGAUAAUUACAUGGCUACGUAAUAAAAUAGAUUAAUUUAAAAUAAUAAAUUUUAUUAUCUAAGACGGAGACAAUAAACUAUUACCUGUGUGUAAAGUGAAAGUGACAUGCAGAAAAUACAUGUCUCAUGUUCGCUCAACUUUCUUGUGCACACGCAAAGUCUUCAGACUAAUGAAACUCAUUUUAGCCACAGAAUUUAAAAUAAAUAAAUACAUAAGACAAUUGUGAAAUCUCAAAAUUUAAACUUUUUUUCUUGCCAUUCUCAAUCUUAUCUUUAUAUAUAAACUCUGAAUUGUGAAAAAAGUCUGAUUUGUGAAAUAUUGCAAAAAAUUAUUAUUGGCGGAAACAGUUCUCACAAUGCUGUCUUUUUUUUCUGGCAAUUGCGCAUUCAUAUCUCAUACUUCUCAGAAAAAAAGUGGAAUUGCGAUACAUAAACUUGCAACUGUGAAAAAAUGUCUGAAUAAUAGUGAGAUGCAAACUCAGAAUUGUUAAAAAAAAAAGAGUGAGAUAUAAACUCGCAAUUGUGAGAUUUGUUCAUCUUUUUCAUUUAUUCAUGCAAACAAGCUUUUCAUAAUUCUCUGGCAAGUUUUCUGGCAAUUGAGAGUUGUGUCUCAAUUCUGAGAAAAAAAGUAGAAUUGCAAGACGUAAACUAACAAUUAUGAGAAAAAAGUCAGAAUUGUGAAAUAAAGUCAGAAUUGCGACAAAAAGUCAUAUUUGUGAGAUAAAAAGUCGCAAUUAUCAUUUUUUUUUUUUUUUUAUUUCGUGGCAGAAAUAAGCUUCCAUAUCAGAUUUUGGAACUAACGGAAAGUUGCACAUGCAACAGUAGAAUGCAAACCGCCGGCUGUACCUCAGGAGCCGCUUUGUUUCCUAAAGCUGCUGUAAAUAGACUUCAUGAUCCAUGUUAAUAGCGAUGAAAUUACCAAGUACUUUGUCAUGUGACAAAGACAGGUAAUUGUGUUAGAACAAAGACUGUGAUUGUAGUAUCUACAUUAAAUGCUUUAUGGUGCACUGGGAA